Molecule: messenger RNA, 3193 nt
Organism: Rhineura floridana
Lineage: Eukaryota; Metazoa; Chordata; Lepidosauria; Squamata; Rhineuridae
Gene: TBC1D17
Product: TBC1 domain family member 17
Exons: 17
Coding region: 190-2160 (656 amino acids)
Biological process (GO): activation of GTPase activity
Molecular function (GO): GTPase activator activity
Source: RefSeq, a predicted model, not a curated record
AGGCUGAAAUUCCAUUAAAAACUGAAAAGUCUUCCACAUGCUUUUCUAGCGCUGCCAAAUGAGUGAGACUGUAUACAUUUGGCUUAGUUAGGGUAGGUUUCUAUAACUUUGCAUUGGACGAGAGAAUGGCGAAAUCACUUCCGCUUUCAUCUGAAAGUCACUCUACACUUUUUCUAUCUCUACGUUUAAAUGGAUAAAUUCGACUUCCUUGUAAAGGUUGCCUUUGAGAAAGAUGGUGUCUACUUACACACCAGUGCAAAGCGUCAUCCUGACCAGGAUUCCCUUAUUCCGGGGGUUAUCCGCAUAAUUGAGAAGGGCUCAGACACGUUGCUACAAUGGACACCCAUAGAAGAGUCUACAGAUGCUGCCCAGAUCAUGUACACCAAGAAGGACCCAGUGGGCUGCCAGACCGAAGAAGAAAUCUUUGAUCCGGGGUAUGAACCGGACUGGGCCGUGAUCAGUACAGUGGGGACUCGGUCUCGGGCCCAAGAGGAAACAAAUGCAGCUUCUGGGCCCAAAUCUCCAGUUCCACGUGGUCAGUGGGCCUUCUCUCUCAGCUUGUCUGAGCUGAAAUCAAUCCGCAAGAGUAAGCCAGGUCUGGGCUGGUCAUACCUCAUUUUCAUCACCAAAGACGGCAUCUCCAUUCAGGCCUUACACUUCCACCGUGGAGGCACCAAGGCCCUUCUCAAGGCUCUUUGCAAAUACAUUAUCUUAGCCAUCUCACCCAAAGAUUCCCGCCUCUACCUGGUCUACACCCAUGACUCGUACGCCCUCUCCCACUCCUUCGAUGAGCUUCAGCUCUUUGAUGAGAACUCUUCCAACCUUGUCUCGCGAUUCCUGCAGGAUCCUUAUGCUGCCACUUUUGGUGGCUUCUCCAAAGUCACCAAUUUCUUCCGUGGGGCUCUGCACCAAGAGGAUGGGGUUACCCAGCAUUCCCACGGCGACCCAGCGGCUGCCAACGUCGAGGAUGAGACAGGCUUUGAAGUUAUCACCUGUCAGGCACGACUAGGAGAGCGUCCGUCUGUCCAACGGGAGGCUCCUGUGACAGACCAGGAAUGGGAGCAGCACUUGGAUCCAGAUGGGCGUGUGGGGGACCCCAUUGCAUUGCGCAGGAGGAUCUUUGCUGGGGGUCUCAGCAUGUCAUCACGCAAAGAAGCCUGGAAAUACCUUUUGGGCUAUUAUUCCUGGAACAACACCAGUGAAGAGAACAAGGCACAAGUGCGGCGGAAAACGGAUGAAUACUUCCGCAUGAAACUACAGUGGAAGUCGGUCAGCGAAGAACAGGAACGACGGAACUCCUUGCUGCGUGGCUACCGCAGCCUGAUUGAAAGGGAUGUGAGCCGCACAGAUAGGAACAACAAAUUCUAUGAGGGCAGUGAGAACCCCGGCCUGGUGCUCCUGAAUGACGUGCUGAUGACAUACUGCAUGUACAACUUCGACCUAGGCUAUGUCCAAGGCAUGAGUGACCUCCUGUCCCCCAUUCUCUACAUCACCCAGAACGAAGUGGAUGCCUUCUGGUGCUUCUGUGGCUUCAUGGAGCUAGUGCACCGCAAUUUUGAAGAAAGCCAGGAGUCCAUGAAGCGGCAGCUUUCCCAGCUCACCUUGCUCCUCAGAGUGCUGGACCCCCCACUCUGCGACUUCCUAGACUCGAAAGAAUCUGGCUCCUUGUGCUUCUGUUUCCGGUGGAUCUUGAUCUGGUUCAAGAGAGAAUUUGCAUUCUCUGAAAUUCUUCAGCUGUGGGAGGUGCUCUGGACGGGAUUGCCUUGCCCCAACUUCCACCUGCUGGUGGCCUGUGGCAUUCUGGACGCAGAGAGGCAGGCUCUCAUGAACUCAGGCUUUGGCUUCAGUGAGAUCCUCAAGCACAUCAAUGAGCUCACCAUGAAGAUGUGUGUGGAAGACAUCAUAUGCCGGGCGGAGGCAAUCUACAGGCAGCUGGCAGCUACUCCAGAUCUACCCCGCAAUGUUCAGGAAUUGCUGGGGCUCUCUGAGGGCAAAUCUCCGACCCCCAGCACCGACACAGCUAGCUCCCCGCAGCCGCUGUCGCCCAGCCAGGCCCAGGAGAUGGAGCUGACGGACAGUGUUUCCCCAAGCCAGCCAGACAGCAGCAUCGAGAUCCUGCCUACUGAGGAGGCCUCCACUUCGCAGUCUCUGUCUCCUUGAAAACCUGUCAUCGCCACCACUACCAUCAUCUUAACACAAGCACUUUAACCAGAGCAGGGUGAGGGUUGAGAAGGAGGCAGGGCAGAGGCUUGGGGAUGUUGUUGUGCCUCCGCCCCCUGGAGUUUUAAGUGGAUGUAUAAACAUCAACCCUCCCUAAAGGCAAGUAGGGCUUUUGGACAGCGGUGUUCUUCCACACUUUCCUCUGUGUGCAUUGUGUGUCUUUUCCACAAUGCACUGGGGUAUGACCUUCUCUGUUAGAACAUUGAAGGGUUUGCUAUAGAGUUCACCUUCCCUUUCUGGGAUAUGCAGAGAUGGAAGGGAGUAAGUUAAUGGUUGUCAUGCAUUCCUCUUUCACUUUGGGUUUUCUGGCAUUGCAGCUGAAGAUCCUAGAUUCUCCCUUCCACUCCCACUGCUUGUUGCACAAUGGGAUACCUGGUUUGCUUCUGUGUCUUGCACACAUCCAUCUGUGACCCACUCAGGCUUAUCUAAAGAGCAUCUAUCUGAUGGUGACAGGUUUUUUUUUAUUAACUUCCAGUUGCUAAUGAAGCCCACAAGAGUUAGGAAGCCUGAGGUCACUGGUAAAGGGAAAUGGGGGAUAGCAGAUUAUAGAGCAACUGGAAAUCGGGGAUUGUGAGCAAGAGGCUACUUGGUAUAGGAAGGAUAGGUUGUCUUUGGGAGAGAUGUGGAGUCAGAGGUUUCCACAACAGAGGCUGCAAGAAAGCUUUUACUUCCUUGGUACUUUGCCAGCAGGGAAUUCCUGUUGACGUAGCUCCUCAUGCUUCCCUCCCUUGGCUGGAGGAUUGUCUCACUCCCUACUUGCCUCAUUCCUUUUAGUGGGCUGAUUUUGAACUGACAAUAGAUCUACAGGGAAAGGCUAUCAGACUUAGCACUUCUGUACUCCAGCCUAGUGAGCAUGUGUGGAUUUGAUACCUCGUCUGCAUAUGCCCUGCUUCUCAUUAACUACUUCCUUCUCAGCCCUUACCUUGACUACUUUGUUUUCUUUACCAUACAUUAAACAAUGUAGUGUCACCCA